This is a messenger RNA of Pararge aegeria (speckled wood butterfly), 2956 nucleotides long. It is a transcript of the gene Mcm3, whose product is annotated as DNA replication licensing factor Mcm3. Gene Ontology annotation, cellular component: MCM complex; nucleus. The record is from RefSeq and is a predicted model, not a curated record. Gene Ontology annotation, biological process: mitotic DNA replication initiation; DNA strand elongation involved in DNA replication; DNA replication. Bases 106 to 2520 code for a protein of 804 amino acids. The transcript has 14 exons. Gene Ontology annotation, molecular function: ATP hydrolysis activity; single-stranded DNA helicase activity; ATP binding. Lineage: Eukaryota; Metazoa; Arthropoda; Insecta; Lepidoptera; Nymphalidae.
GCCAAAAGGCCAAAAGUUGCAAAGUUGUAUCUCCAAACAAUAGUUCAAAAAGAUUAAUAUUUUCUAGUUUGUGUAUCACUAAAUUCAUUUAAGUUAGAAAGAAAUAUGGAAGAUGGUGAUUUCGAUCAACGUUUGAGGGAUUUGCAGCGGGAGUACCUUGAAUUUUUGGACGAUGAAGAAGAUCAAGGUGUUUACAUGGAGAAAGUAAAACUAAUGAUAGGGGAACAAAGCAGACGACUCAUUGUAAAUAUAAAUGACCUUAGAAGAAAAAAUCCUGAGAGAGCAAAAAAUUUGUUGGAAACUGCCUUUGAAGAGCAGAUCGCGUUCCAGAAAGCAUUAAAAGAAUACGUAUCAUCUAUAGACCCUACUUAUGCUAAGGAGCAAGAGGAGUUUUUUGUUGCUUUCUCAGGAAGCUUUGGUACAAAGCAUGUUACACCAAGAAGCUUGACAUCAAGGUACUUGGGCAACCUGAUAUGUGUGGAGGGCAUUGUAACGAGGGUGUCCCUUGUGAGGCCUAAGGUGGUACGCAGUGUGCACUACUGUCCAACCACCAAGAAAGUUAUGGAAAGAAAGUACACUGACUUGACAUCCUUUGAGGCUUUUCCUACUACAGCUCUUUACCCUACAAAGGAUGACGACGGCAACCCCCUGGAGACGGAGUACGGCCUGUCGCGGUACAAGGACCACCAGACGCUGACGCUCCAGGAGAUGCCGGAGCGCGCGCCAGCGGGGCAGUUGCCGCGAAGCGUGGACGUGGUGUGCGACGACGACCUGGUGGACGCGUGCAAGCCGGGCGACCGCGUGCAGGUGGUGGGCAACUACCGCUGUCUGCCCAACAAGCAGGGCAGCUUCACCGCCGGCACCUUCAGAACAAUCCUCAUAGCAAACAACGUAACGCAGAUCAACAAGGAAAUGAACUUGAACAUCACAAGAGAGGAUAUCAAACUAUGCAAAAACUUGGCAAAACGGACCACAAUGGAUAUGUUUGAACUGCUCAGUAAAUCAUUGGCGCCGUCCAUACAUGGUCACGAUUACAUAAAGAAGGCAAUUCUCUGCCUACUACUGGGUGGGAUGGAGAAGAUACUGCCCAAUGGCACAAGACUCAGAGGUGACAUCAACAUUCUCCUGAUCGGCGACCCGUCGGUGGCCAAGUCGCAACUGCUGCGCUACGUGCUGAUGACGGCGCCGCGAGCCAUCACCACCACGGGCCGCGGCUCGUCCGGCGUGGGGCUGACAGCCGCCGUCACCACCGACCCCGACACCGGCGACCGCAGGCUGGAGGCGGGCGCCAUGGUGCUGGCGGACCGCGGCGUGGUGUGCAUCGACGAGUUCGACAAGAUGUCGGACAUCGACCGCACCGCCAUCCACGAGGUCAUGGAGCAGGGCCGCGUCACCAUCGCCAAGGCGGGCGUGCACGCGUCGCUCAACGCGCGCUGCGCCGUGUUGGCGGCCGCCAACCCCGUGUACGGCCGGUACGACCAGUACAAAACCCCGAUGGAGAACAUCGGGCUACAAGAUUCGCUGCUCUCGCGUUUCGACCUUCUGUUCGUGAUGCUGGACAUCGCGGACGCCGACCAUGACAACCUCAUCUCGGAGCACGUCCUGCGGAUGCACAGAUACAGAAAUCCAAAAGAGCAAGACGGAGAAGUUCUUCCGAUGGGCUCAUUAGUGGAAAUGCUCUCAACCGAGAACCCGGACAAUGAUGAAGUAGAGGACACAAACGAGUCGAUAUACGAGAAGUACGACCCGCUCCUGCACGGCAAAUCCCGCAGCAAGAAGGACCAGAUCCUGUCCACGAAGUUCAUGAGGAAGUACAUACACAUCGCGCGCCUGAUGAAGCCCAAGCUGACCCAGGAGGCCUGCGACACCAUCGCCGACGAAUACUCCAAGCUCCGGAACCAGGAUAUGAUGGACAGCGAUGUGGCCAGGACGCAGCCGGUGACGGCGCGAACGCUUGAGACGCUGAUCCGCUUGGCGAGCGCGCACGCCAAGUGCCGGCUCAGCUUCCAAGUCACACAGGACGACGCGCUGGCCGCCAUCGAGCUGGUGCACUACGCGUACUUCAAGAAGGUGCUGUUGAAAGAGAAGCGCCGCAAACGACGCGCAUCCUCGGGCGACGAGGCCAACGGGUCUGAAGCGGAACAGCCCUCGCAGCCCAGGCCUAAGAAAACCAGGCGAACGGAGGGUCAGAGGCAGGACCCUUACGAGUUCUCAUCGGACGAGGAGACGGAGCCGGUACUGAGAGCGGCGCAUUCCUCACAGCCGGAGCCCUCGCAAAGGACCACCAGGUCAACACAGAAAACCAUUGACCCCAAUCGACUGGCGCAGUUCAAAUCGACCCUGCAACAGAUGUUCCGCGAGCAGCGUGUCAACAACCUGCCCCUGGAUCGCAUCACCGCGAGCCUAAACGAGAAGUUCUGCCACGAGGUGUUCUCCGCAGACGAGGUCGACGCGGCCUUGCAGCGCAUGACGGCGGACAACCAGGUCAUGAUGGCGGACGACAUGGUUUUCCUUAUAUAGUUCGUUUAAAUGCAAAAUACCACCACCGCACUGCGACCCUCGCAUUCGUCACAGGGUGUUUUACCGCAUAGAAACUUUACUGAUGUGCUCUGAUACAUAACGCAUAAUUUAACGGCAACAGCUGCUCAUCACAAUUAUUGGUUGUAUGCAAUUAAAAGAUAUAAAGUCCGCAAUCUGUCACUGGUGUUUGCUACAGGGUGCACUUGUGCACCGCAUUGAAACGAAGCUGAAAUGUGAAACGCUGCGAAUAAUUUCUGUUGCUACCCGAUUUAGAUUAUUUUAUAUAGCGUCAUACAAAAAGCUAAAUUGCAGCGACAGUUUCAUAGUCACCGCAAAUUUUAUAUGGAGGGUUCAUUCGCUUUUAAGAAAAUAGUGCGUUAUCAUUGUUGUGUUGUAAUAUAUUUAAAAAAAAAAGUAUUAUCUUACAAAAAAGAAU